This is a messenger RNA of Colletotrichum navitas, 2247 nucleotides long. RefSeq names its product glycoside hydrolase family 78 protein. The transcript is spliced from 2 exons. The coding region runs from base 1 to 2247 and encodes 748 amino acids. The record is from RefSeq and is a predicted model, not a curated record. Lineage: Eukaryota; Fungi; Ascomycota; Sordariomycetes; Glomerellales; Glomerellaceae. Gene Ontology annotation, biological process: carbohydrate metabolic process.
AUGACGGGCCAAUGGGACCCCAUUCCUCCUAAUUGGAGUGCCUCCUUUUGUGAAGCCCGUUCGUCCGAGUAUGAGGUCAACUGGUACCGCUAUGUCCGGGCCAGCGAGUCUAGAACGAUCCAGCCCGUUAGGGUCGUGUCGGAUCUCGCUCGCGGCACUGUGGUAAACCCUUCGGGUCUCGUCACGGGAGAAGGUGGUCCCACAAUAUUGUCACGUCGAAGAGAACGGGACGAAAUUCCUUCUGUUACGGUCGAUUUCGGUCAGAACACCGUUGGGAUCUUAUCGAUUUCCUUCGCUGGAUCAUCGACUUCUGCUUUGCCCAGCGAGGAUAAGGACGACGAAAUUGACAGAGAUACGAACGAUGAAAGGCCUGGUAUACGACUCGCCUUUUCAGAGACGUUGCGGUUUUUGAGUAAUGUCAGCGACUUUUCGCGCUCCUACAACGGCGACACAAUCACCCCGGGCAGCGAUCAGAUCGCAGUUCGGAAAGACCCCUACGUCUGGACUGCAAAUCACGGCUGCCAGCACCGCGGUGCCGCCGACGGGAAGGGACAAGUCUGUGCAGACGGUCUGCACGGUUUCCGCUACCUGCGCAUCUACCUCGACGCCCUCCCUUCUGACACGCCGUACACCACCCCCCAUGGCCGCGUCGAGAUCUCCAACCUCUCCCUCGCCCUCUCAGCGUUCCACGGCACUCCCGACACCUUUAACGGGUGGUUCGAGUGCAGCGACGAGGACCUGACGCAGUGGUGGUUCGACGGGGUCUAUACUAAUGACCUCUGUAUCGAUACGUUCCGCGCCUCCGAGGAUGCGGAGCCGCGGGGCGCGGGGAGCGAGACGCUCGAGGGUAAGAUUGUGAUUCAUGACGCGCCAAAGAGGGAUCGGGAUCCGUAUGUGGGAGAUCUGGCGGUGGCGGCGCUGACGGGCUAUGUUUCGCAUGGAAAGGGAACGGUGAGCGAGGCGAGUGGGAACGUGCUGGCAGAUCUGGCGGUGCACCAGAGGGGCGACGGCUGGAUUCCGCCGGCGAGCAUUAUGAACUACACGCUCCCCCUAUUCGAUUACCCCCUCUGGUGGGUUGUCUGCAGCCACGACUACAUUUGGUACACGGGCGAUUUGGAAUACCUCUCGAUGUACUACACCAACCUCGUCGCUGUGUUGGACCGCUGGUAUCCCUCUGUCACAGACCCAGCGACGGGGCUCGUGACUAAAGGGCUGAACGGGACGGCCGGGUACGGCGACUAUGCAUUCGUGCCGCGACAGGGGCCGGUAACGUAUUACAACGCUCUAUACGUGCUCGCACUGCGCCGAGCGGCGGAGAUGGCGGUCGAGGCCGAGAAUGACGGGGACGCGGAGCGGUGGAGGCGCCGGGCGGACGAGGUUGCAAAGGCGCUGGGGGAAAGAAACUUUGACGAGAAGGCCGGCGCGUUCUGGGACGGAACGAAGGAGGGGAGGUUUAUGGACGCGCACGCGCAGGAUGGGAACAGCAUUGCGAUUCUCGCGGACGUGGUGGAUAAGGAGAAGGCGAGGGGGGCGCUGGACUACUACUCGCGCGUCGCGGCCAGGCCGUACGGGAACGCGUUCUACGACUCGGACGCUGUGAAUGAGGGGUUCAGCCAGAAAGUGUACGCGUUUGUGUCCUACUUUGAGCUCGCGGCGCGGUUCAUGGUCGGGACGGGGGAUAGCGCCAUCGAGGAGAUGAAAAGGUUGUACGGUUGGAUGUCGCGCCAGGACCCGGGCGUGACAUUCUGGGAAGGAAUAGGGCCGGAAGGAAAGCCGUACGAGGAUGGGUACACGAGCAUGGCUCACGGGUGGGCCACAGGGCUGGUGCCGCUGAUGAGCGGGUGCGUGCUGGGUGUGAAGCCGACGGAGCCCGGGUUCCGGACGUGGAGCGUCGCGCCGGAAACAGCGGGGCUAAGGUGGGCGCGGGGAGUUGUGCCAACGCCGGAAGGCGGAGGAAUUCAGGUUGAGUGGGAGCAAGGCGGCGACGGAGAUGUCAGGAUCCAGGUGAGAGCGGCAGAGGGCACGAGGGGAGUUGUCAGUGUUCCGGUGGGAGCUCGGGGGAAGGUUGUCGAGCUCGAUGGAGAAGUCGUGUAUGCUGGGCGAGAUGGCAUCCGAGCGAGAUAUAAAGAGGGCAAGGUCUUGGUUGAUGUUGAAGGGAAGGGGGCAGACUGUAAGGUUGUGGUUUCUGUCAGGAGAAGACCUGGUAAUCUAUGGGCUUUUGUUCGGCAAGCGGGAUGGAUUGCUUGA